Rhopilema esculentum is the source of this 11583-nucleotide messenger RNA. Lineage: Eukaryota; Metazoa; Cnidaria; Scyphozoa; Rhizostomeae; Rhizostomatidae. The record is from RefSeq and is a predicted model, not a curated record.
UGUGCGUCUGUCAGACUUUCAAAAUGGUGUGCUCGUGAAAUUAUGAUUAUGAAUUUUGCUCCUUGAAAUCAGUCGUCGAAAGACAAUUAUUGUUAUGGAUCCAGAUUGCUGUUCGGUUCUUUAUGAGCUAGCUGAGAAAUGUAAUAAAGAAGGAGAGCAAUUUGAAGAUGAUGACUGGAUCCGAUUUGCAGAUUUUACCCUCAAUUCAAGGCAAUGCAAAUGCCAAUCACCUGAAGAAAUAGUCGAAGAAAAUAUUGAAAAGUUGACCAAUUUGUACAUAAAAUUCUGUAUUGAGCUGAUAAAUAAAGUUUCAAAUGGACUUCUUAAACAACGAGGAAAUUCUGGGAUAUUGGGUGAACUGGACCAGUUUUUUCAAGCCCUUGUAAAAUUGUUCCAAGUUCAUUUUUAUCUAACAGAUAGAGGAAAGAAGCUGCAGGGUUUAUUGUCUGUCAAACACAGUUUUGUAUGGACAUAUUGUGAUAUUGCUAAUGAAGAAGCUCCGGCACAGAUGCUUGAGAAUGUCGCCUUCUUUUGCGAGCACGGUGGCUUGGACGCAAUCAAGGACUGUUUUCAUUCUGAUGAAAGUAGCAUGCCGAUAUCUCUUGCAAGCUGCCUGAUCAGCAUUAUUGCACAGUUGCGAGUUUGGUUUAGCAGAGAUGCUAUAAGGAAGUUUAUCAAGUCUAUAGCUGCGCCUGUUCUGAGGUAUCUCUGCAGCCUGUCAGAAGAAGAAAUAAGAAUGCCAAACACGCGUGCAAUGGCAGAUCUUAUGCUGAGCACAAUCAAAGUCGAUUCGGAAAAUGAAUCACGCCUUGAGAGAAACUCCCUCGAGCUAUCAUUUACAUAUUUCAUGUCGUCGACUCUCACGGUUCGAAUGGAAGGGCUCAAUCAAAUUACGAAUCAAAUUCACAACUUGAUUGAGAUGUCACAAAAUGAUAAUUUUGGUGAUGUUGAUAGCUUGUGUCAAGAACUUGCUAAAUGGCUAAUUGAAAGGGAAAUGAUUGAACAUUUGUUUGGACCAAACCAUCACAUUGAGCUUCUAAAGCAAUCACAAUUUUUAUUAAAUUUUCUGGCACAAGAACGUCACUUGAAACCGAAGCACUUAGAGUGUGUUUGGAAUGCGGCCCAGUUAAAGCACACUGGGAAAUUCGUACUAGAAUUAUUGAUAUCGCUUACAAAGCAUAUGGACUUGAAAUCGAUACAGUAUUUGUUGUCCUUGGUUGGAAAGUUGGCUGUUGGAUCACACACGAAGCAGACGCUCCUCUUAGCUUCAUUGUUGACAAGAAGGGUAUGGUCGGCAACUCUAGCAGGGGUUGCUGCCAAAAGAGAGCUGGAAAAGGAACCAAAGGCUGACACUUUACAAGUUAAAAAGCGAGUCGACGUGAGUCCGACUGGAAGCGAAAGCCCGACGGCAAGCGUGAGUAGCGAUGGAAGCACGGACGAGGAGGUUGCGAACAUACACGCAAGCAAUAUCGCGGAUGGUGAGAAUCAGGGGGAUGAUUCGCGGAGGCUGGAAAUGAGAAUGAGCAAUACAGAAUUGCAAGGAUUACCAAACGAUAAUCUACUCGAAGUUUCGCCUCGAGAUUUUGAUGACUCGAACGACCUUCUUCCUUCAUCUUCAUUUCAAAACGAGCAAGUCGAGGGUGACUAUGAUGAAGACGAAAUUAACUACAUGAAUGUUAGUCCGGUUUCGGAACGGGAGCAAGAAAGCGAAGAAUCCGAAGACGAUGAUGUCUCGUUGGCAAACUGCCUUGAACGCGGUCAGCAAGCAAAGUCCCCCCUUCGGGAAAAGGAAGAAUUAAAUGCUGAAUGUUUAUGCCUCGAGGGAAAAACUUUGUUGUGGGAUUUGCUCCAAGACGGAAAUGUUGAGGAACUUGGAGAUGGAAUGGUUCAGGAGGUGCAAAAAUUGCUUUGGCAGCUCGUUUGUUUCACAGGGAACAAGAAUGUUGUCAUGGCUUUUAUCAAAGGUUGCCUUGACAAUAUUGAAAUGAAUCGAUCUGUUGUCAUAUCGUUUCAAAUCCUGCCGAAAAUUCUUAACGGAUACCCGAGGAAAAAUAGCAGCGAAAGUCACUGGUUGCUAGAUUGGGCUGUGAAGGAGCUUCGUAUGAUGGACACCUUCUUUUCAAAUCUGAAGGAAUACGUUGCUGCGUGGCAGAUAUCCUUGCAGACUGGGAACGACUCGAUUCCAGGCCACCAGAGAGAGCAGCAAAUUCUAGCUCGACUUGAAUUUCUAACAGCUUUAUACUCUAACGAUUUAUCACCAGACCAUUUUAGACUGACAAUUGAUCAAGUGGACUGCCUGUGGUCUUGUCUAAUCACCAAGAUACCUGAUGGUUUUCACUAUCUCCUAUUGAGCUGGUUGCUGAAACAAACUAACAAUAAAGAGCUCCAUGCCCUUGGACUAGAUAAUUACAAGCAUAUUUUCAUGAAUAAGCUACCAGAAGUAAACCCUGAGACAAUCACCUUCACCGGGCUAGGACUAUUUCAGCAGCUGUUUAGCCUGACUAGACUCUCCAAUGCCUCGCCUUUUGCCCAAGAUUCUCAGAACGAAGAGAUUCCUGGUAUCGAUUAUCUGUGGAGAAUUGUACUGAACGCACAAAAAGACCAGGUUGCAGAUGAGGCCAUGGCAUAUCUUAACUAUCUAUAUAUACAAAUUGGAAAUGGAUCGAUGGAAAAAGAAAAAGAAUUUCUGGACACAUGCAUGGUGUAUCUUCGAAAGUCAAUGGAACAGAUGUCAGAUAGGCGAGAGGAAUCUCUAAGGACAAUACAACAAAUUCUCACUAUUUUGAAAUCUCAUCUUGAUGCAUAUUGGAAAAGAUUUGCGUAUCAUGUACACUUAUGGCAACUCGAUGGACAUAAUUUUGAAGGCCAUCAACCGAACGUUCGAUCACAUGGGAAAGAUCAAGUUGUCAGAAUCAUUUGCCAACCAGCUGGAAUAUCUGAAAAGGUCUCAUUUCGCCUCUCAUCGCACGAUCUCCUGGCAAAGCUUAGGGCAGAAGUCACCCAUUGGUGUGUCAAACUUCAAAAGGAACAGGAAGAGAAAGGCCAACCUCAGUUAACGCCACCCCUGCAGCCUCCUUUCCGGCUAAUCUCUCAUGGACAUGAGUUGACACCCGACCUCGACCAAAAAGCUCUUGGGGAGUUAGGGAUGAAAAAUCAGCAGCUCGUUUUUGUAUCUGUUUCACACCCUCGAAAAGACCGAACGUCAAGCGGAAGCCAAGUCCCAGCCUCGCUUCAAAGAUCGCCUGAUAUGGAGGCCUCACCGAUGGUGCAACUGCUGAGGGAGGAAAAUUUUUCAUUGUUUUUCAGAUUAUUGGAUGUUUUACACAAAGCUUGGAAGACUGGUCCCGCGUUUGAUGAUUCCGACACGCAGAAUACCGCAGGAGAGCGUGAGAUGGGAAAAAUUGACCGCAUCAAGUCUGAUGAUAAUAUUGCAAGAAAGCUAUCUUCAGAUGAUCUUGUACAUAGUCUUUGGGAAUUGCUCAUGAUUUUACCAACAAAUCUUGAAAUUAAACAAAUACUAGAAUCAACAGAUGCUGACGAGAAAAACAUGAUAGUGCCAAAAUGGACGCAGCUUGUUAACACGGAAAGCACCUUCAAGUUGUUGUAUAUUUUGCAUAUAAUCGACUCGAUGAGCACACAUGACUAUGAUGUUCUCCAGGGCAGUUCUCAAGAUGAGGCUAGCACUGAUUCUGAUAGUUCAUCGUCAGAGAACGAGCAGACGGUUGCGACUUCAGCGGAACCUCUAGGUUGGGUUAAGAAGUUCAUCAAGUAUGGCGGGCUAAAGAGUUUGUACGAUCGCCUGCUUUCGGAAUCGUUGUCUGUCGAUAAACUAUCGGAUCAUUGGACCUUAGAUUGUGUUGGAUAUCUUUUGAAGCUGCUGACAAGGUUUGGGUGUGUGUCGUUGUCGCGGGAGGAGAAGGAAGAACACGCCGAGCGCGAGGGAAAAAGAAGAAGAAUGGAUAUUAAGCAAAAACGUCACGUGUUUAGAGCAAGAUACAAGAGCAUCGAUGGAGAUAACAUUGUUGUGAUCCAAGCUUUUAACCAGCCUUUACUGGAUCUGAUCAAAGAAGAGCAACUGCUGGAGAAGCUGAUUUCCUUGUUGUGUGAUGUUUCGGAGAACAGAAAUUGCUACGCUGCCGGAACACAAGACGUCCAUGCUGCAGUUGUGUAUCAUUGCUUGUCCCUUCUUGUUUGUUGGACAUACAUGGAUAACAGAGUUAAGUCAUCGUUGGUCCACCAUCCAAGGUUCGAGAUCCUUCUGAAGCGCCUUGUAUUUGAAUCGCCACAGAAAUCAGUGCGCUCUGAAGCAUCACGUGGUAUUUACAAGAUGUGCAUUAGCGGUGACAGCAAUCUACUUCAUGAUGUUCUCAACAUAUUAUUACGCAAUUUACCCGAUUUAGUUGCUUCCCAUGAAUCUUUACGUAUGAGGUUCCCGUCCUCGAAAUCAGCCACUCUAAGUUAUAAAGAUUACUUUUGGCUGCUGUCUCGCCUCAUUGACAAAAUAGACCGGUGCUUGCCCGAACCAAGUCACGUGAACUUAGAGGAAGCGGUGCAAAUGGUAGCAAAUUUCAUUGCAACUCACACCAUCACCAAGGAAACGAACCCAACCUCAGAUUAUUGUCUGAUUGGCCUACUCCAAACCUGUUCUGCGCUGCUGCGUCACGAACCAGAAUUUAAAUAUGGAGCAGAAGGUCGCCGGCUCCUGCACAAAGUUUUCUCCGACUGCCUUUUUCGCUUGCCAUCAAAAGGAGAUAAAUCUGAUGAAUUUGUGAGACCCACAUGCGAAACAAAGUCUGCACGUGCAGCUGCUUUCGAUCUCCUUUUGAAGCUUGCGUAUGGUAGCGAGGCUAAUUACAAAGAGCUGCAGACACUCUUCUUCCAACACCAUACCGUUGACGGCAAGUCUGGCAGUCACACCUCCUACGGAUGGAAUUAUUGGCCACAUGAGCUGGAACGGUCUUCUGCAGGCUAUGUUGGACUUGUAAACCUUGGUGCAACAUGCUACAUGGCAUCUUGUGUUCAGCAAUUGUUUAUGAUACCAAAAGCAAGGGCUGCGUUGCUGCAAGUCGAGUCAUCCGAUAAAAUGAAAUUUCCAACCAUUCUCAAGGAGCUGCAACGCAUGUUUACAUAUUUGCAGGAAAGCUACAGAAAAGCCUACAACCCUCGAUCAUUUUGCAAGACAUACACCAUGGACAAACAACCGUUGAAUACUGGAGAGCAAAAAGACAUGGCGGAAUUUUUCACCGAUCUUAUCAGCAAACUCGAAGAAAUGGAUGACAAUUUGAAAUAUACAAUGAGGGAACUGUUUUGUGGCGUGAUUACAAACAAUGUUGUUUCUUUGGAUUGUAAACAUGUCAGCAAAAGAGAGGAAGAAUUUUACUCUGUCAGGUGCACAGUAGCUGAUAUGAAAAAUCUCUAUGAAUCACUGGAUGAGGAAACAGUGAAGGAUGUUCUUGAAGGAGAUAAUAAGUACACAUGCUCACAGUGCCAAGAGAAAGUUAGAGCUGAGAAACGGGCUUGUUUCAAGAAAUUACCCAAGGUUCUUUGCUUCAAUACUAUGAGGUAUACUUUUAACAUGGUGACCAUGAUGAAGGAGAAAGUAAACACGCAUUUCUCCUUUCCAAUGAAACUCAACAUGGCCCCGUAUGCUGAAGAAUAUCUCAUGCAAAAUAAAGAACAAGAUCCUGAUGACGACCCCCGGUAUUGGUACAACUUAGCAGGCGUUGUAGUACACACUGGCACAGCCGACGGUGGUCACUACUACAGUUUUAUUAGAGACAGAUAUUCAAAAUCAGGAAAUUGGUAUUUGUUUAACGAUGCUGAGGUGAAGCCAUUCGAUCCAUCGCAAAUCGCUGCUGAAUGUUUUGGUGGGGAAAUGAUGACAAAGACAUAUGAUGCUGUUACCGAGAAGUACAUGGAUGUUUCUUUUGAAAAAACUCACAGCGCAUACAUGCUGUUUUAUGAACACAGUUCGAUGUCUGAAGAAGAACAGCCCCCAAAGCAGGUGAGAUUGCGCCAGGAAUUGCAAAACUGGAUCUGGGAAGACAACAUGCAGUUUCUACGCGACAAACUCGUGUAUGAUUUGAGUUACUUCAAUUUCAUGUGGCAAUUCUGUCACUCCGUGCCUAAAUCGAUCAACACAAGCGCUUCAGUGAUGUAUUUCAGUAUCAAAUUGGCAACAUCCUUCUUGCUAGAGACGUUUUUUCAUUCGCGGGAAAAACCACACAUGAAAAACUGGAUGGAAGUGUUGUUAGGGGGCCUAGAAAAAUGCCACGCCGCUUGUGAAUGGUUGCUUGACACAAUGGGCGGAGAUGAUUGGUGGCUUCAACAGAUGUUCAUCAAAUGCCCAGCUCAGCCUUUGCGACAGAUGUUUGGACAGCUAUGUUUACACGCCAUCAAAAUUAUCAGGCCGUCACAAAUCAACGAGUAUUGUCAGAUUUCAGAAGAUGACAGUGACUCGAACGACGAUGGUGAAUUUGGUUCUGGAUCGCCCAUAACGAGGUUCAUUAAAACCAACCUCACUUUGUUGGAAGACAACAUAAGAUCGCAUUGCAAAAAUCUUGGUGAAUUGUUCCACUUUAUUUACCAGUUUGUUUCCCUUGGUCAAGAAGAGUGUACGUUUAUGCUGAAUAUUGAUGCCAUUUCGUCCAUUGUGCAUUUCUAUAUGGGACUGAAGACUUCUGAAGUAGCCGAUAUGACAAAUGACGACGAUGAUGAUUUGGACAUGGAUGAAGAAGACAUAUUGUCAAUCUUCCCUGAAGAGCGCUACAACCCUAGUGCCUUGGAAAAGAUGAUUUCCACCAUUGCUGUUUUGUUGGACGAGGCGAGAGAUGAUGGACGAUUGAGUUUAUCAGAAAAUGAUUAUCACGCACUGACUGGCGAAAAGGAUUUUCCGUUUAUAUUCCAAAUAACAAAAGAUGGCAUCAACCUGAAGCAGACAGCCCAUAUCAUUUUCAGUCUCAGUCAGUACGAUAUAGAGAUGGCUGAACGCAUUCUUCAAAUGCUUGUAACAGCCAUUCAAAAACUGCCGGCCGAGCAAAUACAAAACUUCUUCAAGCUCCUGUCACUUUUGACGGAACAUGAUUCUGUUCCAAAUCGCGGUCUACCUUCAUUCUCCAACCUUAUUUUACCAAAGAUGGCUCAAGUUGCUGAACAAAAUCCUGGACUCUAUAUUGACUGGCUGACGUCACAAGUACCAAGAAACAAAACGGCUCACCAAUGGACAUUGCAGAAUUUGGAUCUGUGGGUCGAAAGAUAUUUAAUUGCUGAUAACAACCCAAGAAUAAGAAAUGGUGCGGCAUUCUUGUUGGUGUCUCUCGUCCCAAAUCCACACUUCCCGCAGGCCUUCAGGGCCAGAAGCUUUGCUCAGCCCCAAAAGGAAUGGAAGAUGUCAGCUGAAACCAAAUUAGUCCUACACAAAAUAUACAUUUACCUGUUGGAUCUGUUAAAAAAUUUGCGAAAGUAUGCGGAUGCAAGUCAGCAUGGGACAACAAAACUUGUUAGCUAUUUCUCAGUUCUUAACUACUCGCUAGUGUCUCAAGAAGAAAAAUUAAUGUUCACGCCAUAUAGUGCUGAUUUAUGGCAGCUUUUCUACCCAAAAAUGACGGAGCCUGACAUAGCUGUACAUUUUAACAAGCAGGCUCUUCUCACUUUCUGGUUUCAUGUUUGUAUUUCCUGCGAAGAAAAUAUCAGAUUUAUUACUGAAACACCGGAAGUUUUUCAAAAUAUUGCUUAUAACUACAUUUUAUCGAAUGACGAACCAGAGGUUAUUGCCUUCAACAGAAACGCGCUGCCAGUAUACUACGGGCUGCUUCGCGUUGCUUGCCAAUACUCGCCUGAAUUCUGUCAACAGUUAGCGAGCCACCGAAAUAUGACUUGGGCUUUCAAGCACUUGACGCCCAGAAUUAACCAGUAUCCACAGGCCGUUGAAGAGCUGUUCAAUCUACUUGGUCUUUUCACAAGCAAUAGACAAUCGGAUGAGAAUCCUGAGUUGGUCAAUGCAUUCAGAGCAAAAGCUGUUGCAUUGUUUAGCACUUCAAUCGAUGGCCAAUCAGCAUGGACAACAUUGAUCAGUGCGUACAAGGUUUUGUUACAAUCAGAAGAAGAGUUAUUGAUUGUGGCAACGAACAAUGGCCUAACCACCUUGUCGGAGGCCCUGUUCACCCUGUUUGUCAUGUAUUAUGAAGCUACUGCAUGCAAUGUUGAAGAUGACAUUGCUGAAGUCUUGCACAUACUGCUGAAUGUUAUGAACUGCUGCAUGAAACACCGGGAUCGUCAAGGUAAAGCUUUAGAAAUAAAACGAAGCCUGUUUAGUUGGAAAGAGAGAAGAGAAGUCAUGCAAAAACUCGCUUCCAUGCUAAAUUCCUACUCUCCAAGAAAGAUACGGCAUUCUUGCACUGAUCUUCUCACGGCGUUUUUGAUUCUCUACAACGAAGAUACGAUCGAGACGCUUGCACCGAUCAUUUAUCAAUCACAUGUUUCGAUUGGAAAUCAGCAGAAUCCACCUGUCCCUGGCCAAUUUUUCCCAAGACGAGGCAAUAAACCCUUACCAAGAAAACUCUCUAUAGCUCCUCGUAUUCCCGAACUAAAUAUGGUUUUACAUCCAGUGUACAUUGAAGCUCAAAAGGGUAUCGAUGAAUCUUACGACCAAUCCCUGGUUGAAUACUUUUCUGAUUACCAUCAUUUCGUCGAUAAGCUAUGCCGCUACGCAUUGAAUGCCGACCAGGUUCCUCGUGUGAUAAUUGAAAUUAGCUGCAUUCUCGGUGUCGAAGCAAUUCCAUUGAGACUGCAUCUUUUCCCAAAACUAUGGCUAGAAGUAAAAAAUAAAUCUCAAGAGAAUCCACGUUUCAGAGGGUGCUUAGAAAAACUAGUUCAAUGUGAUCCGUUUAUAGAGUAUGUCGACACAAUCCUUGCAGAAGAGAGGGAAUCAUUAUCAAAUCCUUCAGUGUUCAGCUUCAUGCUGCAAUUUUUACCAAAGAUCCAUAUGCGAAUUUUGAGUGGACAGAAGCAGGGGUUGGUGAACACGGUUGUGAGUAAGGUGAUAGCAGACUGUUCCAUGCUAAAUGAUGAUGGUGACGAAGAACUCGUCAAGACUGCCCACCGAACCAAUGGGGAUUUAAGAGCUCUUUCCUUGCUGUUUGCUGUUUCCUCACCCAAAGAGCUGACAGUAGGAACAUUGCUGACGAGCAGCUUGGAAAAGUUGUCUGAUACCUGUCAGGUAUACAAAGAGAAACAAUGCAAACAAGGUGAAGAUGUUCAGAUAGAGACAACGCCCGCACAGACAGGAGAUGCAGAUGCAGAGGAAGAUGCCAAAGAGGUAUCAGAUGCGGAGGCAAGCGGAUCUUCGAAAGGAGGCUCUUCUCCAGGCGUUGAGGCAGUGCAUGGCGAAAAUAAAGACCAGGGCGACAGUAACACUAAAGAGAGCAAGCAAGGACCAAUUUUGGAGCCGCCAACAAAAAAACAAAAGCGAGGAGAUUCUGUUGAAGUUGUCGAACAAAAGAAUGCUGGGGAUGCGGAAUAUUGUGAUAAAAAUGAAGGUGAAAAUAGCUCCAAAGGAGAAGAUACGACUGUAUUCAAAACAGACGGGGGUUCCGAUGAUGACAACAACCUUAAUGAAGAUUCAUCUGACAGCAUUUCAUCUUUAUCUUCAUCUGAUAGUGAGAAGGCAGAGCAAAUGGACAGAGAUUCCAGGCGCCAAAGUGGAGAAUUUAGUAAACCUCUUCAGCAACCAGUACAAACUACAAUUAUUGAUAUGUUAAGAAAAAGUUCAAAUGAACUCUUAAGCAGCUUGCAGCGGUAUUACGAUAGCAAAUAAUGGCAAUGCAAUUUAGGUAUUUUUUAAUUAAGUAUAUUUAAAAAUGCUUGUCAACUUCUUUUAGGCCUGCCGAGAGUUUUUCUGGGGACUAGAGCAAGAAGAAAGAUGUUGAUUGAAUGAUGUUGUUAGGAAUUUUGUUUUGCCGAUUUGGGGCCGCUCUCAGCUUGGGACCUGGAGCAAUUCGCCCCUGCCCCAUCUAGGUGGACUUGACUCCUUUUCAAACCUAACUUACUUGCCUUGAAAGUUAUGGAUUUUGUUUAACUGUUUCAACUCUACUAGAAAACAGCAAAAAAGAGAACAAAUUGGUUCUAGUGAACUUUUAAGAAAUUAUGUUUUGAAACAAGAAAUGUGUAGAAUUUGUUAUCAGACUUGUUCAGUUGCUAAUAUCAGGAAUCAUCUAUUGUCCUCUUCAUAAUUAUGAAAUGCGAUCAGUUUUGAAUAACCCCUUGAUAGCUGUAAACUUAGCCCCGCCUAGAAAGUCCAGCAUUACCCCGUUUAUACGUCGAGUUUUCAAAAUGGUGACGAGAAUGACUUUAUGUUCCAUCAGACUAAACUAUGACUUAAGCUCAUUGAAAAAUCUAAGUUCGCGCAAAGCUAGUAUCGUGAAUUAAAGACAGGUUUGGAAGACAUGCUAACUGCACGUGUCUUGUUUUCAAUUUUUCUCAGUAUUAGGUCUCUUCUACCACCCUUCCAAGAUCUCAGUUCUUACACGUUACCGUUUCUUAGAUAAAAAUUAUGAAACAAAACCUUCUAUAUUUCCUUCAGUGGGUCAGGAUACCUAUUCAAUAUCGCCUGUCUAUUUCGCAGUUCCAGGCGAUAUAGUAUUUCAGAAAUAACCAUUAAACCUUUCUAUGAAAUCUGCUACUUUUGUUGACAGAAGAAUUGCGAAACUUGGACAUCAACAGCUAUCGGCCAUGGAAUAUCCACCAAAAUAACGAAUAACUUCUUAGGUCGCCUUGUAUUUUAUCUAAUUAUUAGUUUUCUACCGGUGCUGUGAAAUCUAAAUUUGAAACGUAACAGGCCAUGCCAGAAAUAUCAAGAGGGUUUGGAUGGGUUUUAACCUUCUAACUUCUUGUUAUACACGCUUUUUUAUGAGGAACCUACCUCAAGGCCUAGUUCCAAAAGUUCCUUAUUCGUAGACCCCAAAUCAUCAAAUUGUAGUACCAAAAGUUCCUUACUAGUUCCUUAAUUUAAUUGUCUAAAUAAGCCCUUACACGUAAUAGAGAAAGGGGCGAGACAGCAUAAGCGGAAACUACUCAAUGAAGCACUUGACACACGAAUAGCAAACAAUCUAUGCGAGUAUUGGCUGCAAAUGAAUGGAACCAGCUUUUUAGUUCUUGAUGCUUGCAGUUAUGAAAAAUUUUCAAAUCGAAAACUAUCUUAGGGAUUUCGUUUUUACUAGUAUAAGUUCUUUAAAUAUUUCGGCCUUCUACAUGUAGGUUCCUUAUAAAAAAAGCGUGUACAUACCAUGCCGCUCUCUCGUUGCUGUAAUCCAUCUUUUAUUUUCGGUGAUCUAUUCUCGGAUCCCAUCCCACCAAAUUUGAACUGCAAAAAAGAAAACUUUUUUUAUGAAAUAUACUGAUUUGUUUUUUUAAAAAGGUCCUGCAUUAACUAUUAUAUUUGAAUUUCUUAUAUUAAUAGACGCUAGCACAUGCCAAUAAUGUCUUUAUUACCAUUAGGAAUAUUGAACAAAUGCAGUUUCGUUUCGAUAAAGUGGAAUAAUUUUAGUUAUUUUGGUUUUCUGUACUUGAAAAACUCUAGUGGUGUUA